Messenger RNA from Helianthus annuus (common sunflower), 744 nucleotides. RefSeq lists its product as uncharacterized. Lineage: Eukaryota; Viridiplantae; Streptophyta; Magnoliopsida; Asterales; Asteraceae. The transcript has 2 exons. The record is from RefSeq and is a predicted model, not a curated record. Bases 1 to 744 code for a protein of 247 amino acids.
AUGCAGGCGUUAUGGAGUCAUCGUCAACACGCUAACGAGCAAUUUUGGGGGGAUCGAGGAAACGACCAAGAUAUAAAAGUAUUUUGGAGGCGUACGCGUGAGAAGUUUUUCGCCGCAAUGGGUCGUGGUGAAUAUCGUACAGCCGACUCUUUUUCGGGCAAGUGGACCGCAAUGCGGACGAAGAUUACCGAUUUCAACAACUUACAUAAUCAUUACGCCAACAUUAUUAGAAGAAGAAGCGGUUCGAGCGACGUGGAUGUUAUGACCUCAGCACACAACGACUAUAGAUUGCAUCAUGGGCAUCCAUUUACGAUGAUACCUUUGUGGGAGCUUCUUUGCAAAUCUCCCAAGUGGCAUUUUGUACCGUCGUUUAACCCAACCGCCCAUAGGCCAAGACGAUCCAAAUCAACAUCCACUACCGAACCAUCCGAGUCCGAUGCUCGUACUACUAUUAAUCUAAACGACGACUUCGAUGAAUUUGAACAACCGCAAGAGCUGCCACGACCAAAGGGUAGGGAUAGAAGUAAGGUAGCUGCACGAGACACGUCUUUUUCAACGCCAUCGGAUGGCCCGUCAAAGUUGAACAAGUUCGACAAUAGACUUAACAAGCUUCUCUCGACGAAGGAAAAGGAGCAAGAACUAAAAAUGGAGAAACAAAUCCAAAAAGACAUGGAAUUUCUCGCGAAAGACUUUUCACAUCUAGCAGAGGAGGACCGAGUCAUUUUGGAGGCUCGUAAGGCAUAA